Molecule: messenger RNA, 2194 nt
Organism: Mollisia scopiformis
Lineage: Eukaryota; Fungi; Ascomycota; Leotiomycetes; Helotiales; Mollisiaceae
Exons: 3
Coding region: 1-2049 (682 amino acids)
Source: RefSeq, a predicted model, not a curated record
AUGGCUCUUUCCUUUAGAAGGGUCAUCAGGUUGUCCUUGCUCGCACCCCACAAGUUUGCUGGACGACCCGUUGUCGAAUAUCAUCCCACAUUGAAACGAUCAUUAAACACUGAUAACAAAUCCUUGAACUUUCGACGCAAUGAUCAGAAGGGUACUCAUGAGCUUCCUUGUCGACAAAUUCACGAUCUUCACGUCCAUCAUAAGGCUCGCUGGUGGGAGACCGCUUUGGAAGAUCGGCAUCUACAUUUGAGUGCCAACACGUUGCUCCAGAGAAGCAUAUCAGAUGGAUGCCAUUCAUGGGACAGAGUUCUCCAGAAAUUACUAAGUGUGGUGUUGAUGUCGGUUGUUGCAGCUAAAGGCAUGAACAUCUGCCAGAUGGUGAGGGAUCUACGCUGGGAGGAUAUAGAGCUGACUCUUGCUGCCCAAAAUUGUGGUGAAGUCCUUACUGUGCAAAAUCUGAGAGCAAGAAUCACAUUAGAUGAUAAGUAUUAUCCGCAAGAAGUCAUACUUGUUAAUCCUAUGCAAAGUAAUGGCCGGAAUGCGGUGUGUCUCAUCAAGUUACUCAUGAUCGUUGCGCUCCGGUUUGGUCAUGUUCAUGGCACCACUCUCCCCGAGGUCCUGCGACACACUGCCGACAAAUCCGACAAGCGUCUGCAAUGGACACGUCCAAAAUGGCCUGUGGUCUAUCGGAUGCCAGUUGCUACUGAGCUUCCUGGGGAGACACCAGCGCCACGGAAGCAACUUGUUAGACAUAUAGGAGAAAUAGCUUUGAUAGAGGGCAUCAGCAAGCCUCUGACAACAACUUCAACAGAAAAUGAUGCACUUGGAAGAGAUCACUUUACUCGGGAGAGAAAUGGCGAUGAACUUCUGCAUCAAGAUACUGUCAAGAAGACGCCUGCUGACCGACUUUGUAUUGACUAUUCAGCGCAGACAUCUGACGCUCCGGGUGUUCACUCCAAACAUUGUGCAGCUUCAGGUAUCGACACAUACACUGGACAACGCGUGCUAGACAGCCCCUAUGGAGUUCAUCGAAACACUGCUAGCAUCUAUCUAAAAGACAAGAGAGAAAAAGAAAAUACCACGUUUCUGCCCGAGUCUCCUGGAAAACUUGAACGUGCCAAUAAUAUCGGUCUCUCCAGUGGACUUCAAGCCGUUGAAAGUAACAGGCGGUUUGUUGCUACAGGAACAGGGCAGGUUUUGAUCUUACUUCAUGCAAUAGGAAGGUUUGACGGCAUGGCAAAAGCAGGGAUAAGCUAUGUAUCGCCAAAAUCGGGCAGAAAGAACGGAGUCCGAGUAGUCUAUAACCUCAGUAAAAGCUCUGACUGCAAUGAAACUGUAGGGGAUAUAUCUAGGGACACGAGUUCGCUGCCUCAAAAAGGCAGGUAUUUGGGUAUGAAGACACCACCAGGCUCGGUCCACAACAACUUUUUCGACGUCUCUUACGAAAUUGGUCACUCGAACUCCAACCAUUUCAUCUCGAAUAGAAAAGAUGACCUCAACCCUAUUGCUCUUGACCCAGAUGUUUUCGUGACCUGGUUCUCCAAAAUCGAUGUACGCAAGAAUUCCAAACUUCGCGACAGGAUAUCCAAGACUUACGAUCGUCGGACAAUUACAGAGACUUUGAGAAAUAAGACUAGAGGCAGUAGAGAUCCACCGAGGCCUUUUCAAUUCUGUUGUGGCAUUGGAGCGUGUCAGUUCCGAUCUCGUCUUAUUUAUCAUCUUGACUCCCACCAAGUCUCGUGUAAAGGUAUCGAUAAGUCCCUACAGGACGUCAAAAAGGAUUUCCAAUGCCAACGCUGCCCAAGGGCAUAUACCACUUGGAAACGUCUGCAGAACCAUAUCUGCAAGGUGCACACAUUCGUGCCACGUCAAUGUGCGGAAUGCCGCGAGGAAUCCAGCAUCAUAUACCACAACGCCUAUGAUUUCAAUUACCACCGAAGUAAAGCACAUAAUGACUUGGACAAGCCGAUACUUUGCCCUCUCGAGAGAAUUCUUGCAAACAACCUCAGAGGAUCUUCACGAAUCGUAUGCAGCUUUUCCAUCACCUAAAGUCGUAUCACAAGAAGACCGCAAGAGAAAUAAAGGAAUGGAUCCCAAGCAAGAUACAAGCGACUAAAGGUCGCCGGAAACGAGCAACCGUCUGAAACUUUUGCAAGGACUUUUUGGUAUUGCUCCAACAUCUUUCCUCGGCAAU